This is a messenger RNA of Anolis carolinensis (green anole), 3282 nucleotides long. RefSeq names its product A-kinase anchoring protein 3 (gene akap3). Lineage: Eukaryota; Metazoa; Chordata; Lepidosauria; Squamata; Anolidae. Gene Ontology annotation, biological process: intracellular protein localization. The transcript is spliced from 5 exons. Gene Ontology annotation, molecular function: protein kinase A binding. Gene Ontology annotation, cellular component: cytoplasm; sperm principal piece. The record is from RefSeq and is a predicted model, not a curated record. Bases 776 to 3136 code for a protein of 786 amino acids.
AGCCCAAGGGAAAGUGAGGUACAGUAGAGUCUCACUUAUCCAACAUAAACGGGCCGGCAGAUCGUUGGAUAAGCGAAUAUGUUGGAUAAUUAAGGAGAGAUUAAGAAAAAGCCUAUUAAACAUCAAAAUAGGUUAUGAUUUUACAAAUUAAGCACCAAAACAUCAUGUUAGACAACAAAUUUGACAGAAAAAGUAGUUCAUUACACAUUAAUGCUAUGUAGUAAUUACUGUAUUUACGAAUUUAGCACUAAAAUAUCACAAUGCAUGGAAAACAUUGACUACAAAAAUGCCUUGGAUAAUCCAGAACGUUGGAUAAGUGAGACUCUACUGUACCUUUGCCAAAUACAAAUGAAAUUUAUUUAUUUAUUUAUUUAUUUAUAGCAUUUAUAUUCCGCCCUUCUCACCCCGAAGGGGACUCAGGGCGGAUCACAUUACACAUAUAGGCAAACAUUCAAUGCCUUAACAUAGAACAAAGACAAGACAAACAUAGGCGGGCCUCGAACUCAUGACCUCCUGGACAGAGUUAUUCAUUGCAGCUGGUUACAGCUGGCUUGCUCUCCAGCCUGCGCCACAGCCUGAGCUGCUAAAUAGGGACCUGGAUCUCAAAAAUGAAUACAGUAGCAGAUGGCUACCCAUGAUCUCAGCAAGAUGAUGUUCCCAUAAACUUCAGAUUUUUUCCUAUAUGGCAGCCUAUGGAAGCCAUUAUUGGAAGCUGUGAACAUCAACUACAGCUUUGAAGUGACAGGUUUUGGGCAUAUGAAACAUAUGACCAAGAAUGAUGACAGACAGCAUUGAUUGGUUACAGAGCCAGAAUGGACUCUGUAAAGUUGAUCGUUAUACACCCAGUGAGGAGGAAGAACAGAGUUGGACAACUGAUUCAGCUAAGCUUUUCCAACAAACUUCCUCUGAUCCACUAAAAGUGUUGACUUGGCUCCGAAAAGAUCUGGAAAAGUGUGCAAUUGGAGUACAAAAUGUGCUGAAUGCUAGUAAUAAUGCAGGCGGUGCAAGAUCAAGGGAGACAUCUGUGGAAAGGCAAAACAUGCAGAAGCGAAAUGCACAUUCCCCUACUGAAUACAGUAUCUGUGAUGAAGAAUUCAGUGUCAAUGUCAGCUCCAACAGGGGCUCUCCUAACUUCCACUUGACAAUGAAAGGGACUUGUCAAAAGGGAUCUAAGGAUGAAGAAAGUGAUAGGUCUACAUCACCAAAUACAAACGGUGAUCCAGAUGAGGUCUCUUUUUAUUGUAAUAGGCUUUCUAACCUUGCCAUAGCAAUGGCGCGCAAAGAAAUGAAUGACCGGUCAGAUGGCAACCCUGCAUGCAUACAUAAGUCAAUUUUUGCUUCUGGAGACCAUGGCCACAGGGAUAUUGGAGUGGGUACUGACGACAUCAAGCACAGUCCACCUAAGGCGUCUGAGUAUAAAUAUGAAGGAAGCCCUAAUUCGAAGAAGAAAGCCGCAUUUUAUUACAAAGAGGAAGAAACAGACCUUCCUAACAAAAGUGACCCUGGCAGUGAUGAGGCUAAAGGUUGCAACCAUCGGAAACGCUUUGGUCCAGAUGAAUAUACUAAUUCAUUAAGCAAAGGAAUAUUGGUUUAUGCUAACAGCGUGGUAUCAGAUAUGAUGGUUUCUGUUAUGAAAACUAUGAAAGUGAAAGUGAAUGACUCGAACAUAGCUUGUGCUGUGUUGAAAAAGGUACUGCUAAAGCAUUCCAAGGAGGUUGUGUCUGACCUGAUAGACUCCUGUAUGAAAAACUUGCAUGAUGUUACUGGAACACUCAUGACUGACUCCGAUUUUGUUUCAGCGGUGAAGCGGAGCCUUUUUACCCAAGGAAGCCAAAAGGCUUCUGAAAUUGUUCAAGCCAUGCUGAAUCGGUUGCAUAAUGCUUUGAUUGUACAAAAACAGGUGAAUGAGAAAGCCAAGUCUCAGCGCAUGACCUUUGCAACAGUUAAGACUGCUGCAGGAUGUGAUGCAAAAACUCAAAACAUGAGAUUUUCUGCCGCAAAAACAGAAUCAUUUAAGGAAAAGGAAGCAACCUGUGCAGAAACAGUUGGCAAUCACAUCAUAAAGGAAGGCCUCUCCAUGUGGCACCAGAAACAACAGAAUGAGAAUGUAGGAUCAAAUGUCCAGGCAAAGCCAGCUUGGAAUUUAGAAAAUCAAGACGUGGGUAACCUUGCAACAGAUUCCUGGGCGAGAGACCUGAUUGUGACAGCAUUGAUGCUGAUACAGUAUCAUCUGCAUCAGCAGGAGAAUGCAAUAAAGGAAGCUGGUGAUUGUGGUAGAGGAUCAAGCAAGACUGGAAACACUUUUGGGUUUAUGUCUCAAGACAAAAGUGGUAACGCCGCUAUGCUUAAGCAGUAUGACUCAUUGAAAAAGAGUGAUGAUGAACAAUCUGAAGCAAAUCCUGAAAAUGAUAUGUCAAGUGUUGUAGUAAUGCUCAUUCAGAAACUCAUCAAUGAGACAGUCAACAAAUUAGGAGGAAAUGCUGGAACUCUCAUGGCAGAUGAAGCAUAUAAGGGUGCUUAUAAAUCCCCUGAGGUGCCUGGCAACUCGGGCUCUUCAGAAGUAGAUCAUUCUUAUGACGAUGCUAUAGCUGGACUGACUAAGAUGAUUCUUGAUCAAUUUGAUGUCAACAAGGCGGAAGGAGGCGGCAGUGGGCCAUUCUUUGACAACCUGGUGGAUACAGUGACCAAGCUGUGUCUUAUGAUAGCCAAAUAUAGCAAUCCAGAAUCAGGUCUUGGAGAUAUGGUAGAUGCUGAUGACGCCAGUGGACCUUUGUAUUCCAAGGACAUAGAAAGUGGAGAAAGUCGAAUAGGAUCGGGUGAAGACACUUUGUCCCACCGCAAAGUGGUUGUAACCAACCAAAAUGCUGCUGAAAACAUUCAUAAUAAACAACUUCAAGCCGUCCUUCAGUGGGUGGCAGCCUCUCAGCUAAAUGUCCCUGUGUUGUACUUCAUGGACGAUGAUGAAGAGACCCUGAAUAAGCUUCAACAACUCUCCAUGGUGGCAGUGGAAAGAGGCUAUAGCGUAGGAGAAGUGAUGCAGGCGGUUCUAAAGUAUGAGAAGGAGAGGCAGCUGGGAGAGGCACUGGGCAACUUUGUUCGGAUGCCCGUACUGGACUGGCUGCUCCAGAACCUGUGAACAAAGCAAGGCUUUUCUUCCUUCGCUGCAUAGCCUUGUCAGCCUAAAUUGUCACAGCACUCAUUUGUCAAAUAUGAUAUCUUGAGUUUUACUGACCCUACCCCGCUGCUGAGCAGUCAUAUGAAUAAAAGAAGGAAAUACUUAAA